Zonotrichia albicollis (white-throated sparrow) is the source of this 7015-nucleotide messenger RNA. Lineage: Eukaryota; Metazoa; Chordata; Aves; Passeriformes; Passerellidae. The record is from RefSeq and is a predicted model, not a curated record.
CGCCGCGCCGGCCGCCUCCCUGCUGGCGGGACCCGGGAGCGGCGCCGCGCUUCCCGGCGCUUCCCUGCCCUUCCCGGCGCUUCCCUGCCCUUCCCGGCUUCCCGGAGCGGCCCCGGGGUGCUGCUGCUGGAGCUCUGUUCUGACUUUGUUCCCUCAGCCCUUCCUGCCAGAUUGUAAUGUUUUUAUGAUAUGGAAGAAUCAUCUUGGGAACUUGUCAAGUAAACGUAUAUACAGUCAACAAUUCAUUCUCCAGAGUUUAUGGUUUAUGCAGCUUGAAAAGCUGUCUAUUGACCAUCAUGAGUUCAUCCUCUCCAGUCAACUACUCUGUCACAGAAGAUAGAAACUUACAUAAUGAGGAAUGUGAGCUACUGCAGAAGAGCAAUAAAUCAGAAUUGGAUGCUGUUUUAGGUCUGAAAUGGAAACUUCUUCAAGCUAAAAAAGAAAAUUUGGACUUGGCUAUUCAACACAAUCAAGAAGUGUCCAACUAUGAAAAACAGAUAAUCAAAUUACGGUCAGAAUUUGAGAGAGGAGAGGCCAUUCGACAAGGUCUGGAGUAUGAAUUGGCAGUUGCCAGAAAAGGUGCCCAUCUGAAAAUGUGUAGUGCAGAAGAAGAAUUAAGUGAUGCAAAAAACAAACUUGUGGAACUGCAAGUACUCAAUGAAAACCUUCAGCAGAAAGUGACAGAGACUGAGGAAACAUUUCAUAAUGCUCAACAGAAGUGGGAAGAGGAACAGCAGAGACUUGCGAAGGCGAAGGAUGAUAUCAGCAGAAUUUAUAACAAUGAAUAUGUAUUCCUUCUUAAAGAAAGAAAUGAAGUAGAAACUAUUUUACUGGAGCUGAAUAAUGAACUACAAAAUAUACGCAAGAAAUUAAAAGAUGUGGAGGUGGAACACAGUGGCUGUAAUGAGGUGCUGAGAUGCCAGGCCAAUGAACUUAAAUGCAGCAGUGAACGAGAGAAGAGACUUUUAAAAGAACUUGAAGCAGCUGCAGUGAAAGCAAAGAAACUGGAAGAAGACAUUGAAGCAGAGAGAGCAGCACAUUUAGCAUCCAGUUUCACUUCAGAGAUAAUCCAGUUAAGAAUUCGAGAACUUGAAGAAGCUGUGCGUGUGGAAAAGGACAGACGAGAAGAAGCUCUUUCAGAUUUAGAAAUGAUGAAGAAAGAGUUCAAAGGGUUAGAAUAUGCAUAUGAGAGAGAAAAACACAAUGCCCAGGAGAACUUGGAAAAACUCAAUAUAUUAGAGAAAGAGUGUUUCUCCUCAAACAAUCAAAUGAAAGAAGUGAUUGAGGAGAAGAAGAAGGUAAUUAUGGACCUCUCUGCAAGACUAGGGAAUGCUGAAAAAAGCUGCAGUGAAUUACAGAGAGAACUUGCAGUGGCCAAGAAACACCAGGUCUUUCUAACAGAGACGUAUGAAAACAACAUGAGAGAGCUGGAGUUACUCUUGGACAGCUUUGCUAUGUCAGGCCAGCGGACAGCAGGCACUUGUGAGGACAAAGAUAAACCUCUGAGCUGCUCUGUCGUUGAGACUUUGAGGUGUACCUUGACAGCUUACCAGAACAAGCUGGAAGAUACGUCUAAUGAGCUUGAGAAAAUGAAGGCUUUGUGUAAAAAGACAACAAAAGAACUUGAGGUAUCUGAGGAGAAAAUGUGUGCUUUAAGACAAGACCUGAAGGAAGUUCAGGAUACCAUGGCUGAUACCAAGAAAGAGUUAAACUAUCUGCACACUAAGUGUGCAGACAGAGAGACCUUAAUAGAAACUUUAAAAAUGGAACUGCAGGAUGUACAGCAAUGCUGGGAGAAAGAGCAAGUACGUGCCACAGAAUCUGAAAAUGAAAUCCAGAAGCUUACCAGGGCUUACCAGAAGGAUACGGAGGAGAAACUAACCUUCCUUCAUAGCUUAUACCAGCAUUUGAUAGCAGGCUGUGUGCUUAUAAAACAACCAGAAGGCAUCCUAGAUAGAUUCUCUUGGCCUGAGCUUUGUGUAGUCUUGCAGGAGAAUGUUGAUGCCCUGAUCUCAGACCUCAACAGGGCUAAUGAGAAGAUAUCUCACCUGGAAUAUGUUUGUAAAAACAAGUCCAAUACUAUGAAGGAGCUUCAGCUGAGUCAGGAAGAUGCUUUUAACAAAAUGGCUGAACAAAUGAAAGCCCAGGCAAGCUGUUGGCAGAAUGAAAAAAAGUAUCUGGAACAGCAGUACUCAGGUCUCCUUGGGGAAGUUCAGGCAAGGGCACAGGAGUACCAAGAAGCAGCAGAGAAAAAUAAAGAAAAAAUUUAUGUCCUUGAAAAAAGCCAAGAGAAAUUGGCUCUUGAAAACAUUUCUGUGAAAAAGAUGUUAACACAGUUUCAAAAGGAGCAUUCCUCCCUCCUGGCAGCUUGUGCACUACUGGCAGGGGCCCUGUAUCCUCUGUAUGGCAGACUGUGUGCUAUGUCUUCCCAAAGAGACCUUCUCCAGGAUCAGGCGAACAUUUAUGAAUUAGUGAACCAGAAGAUUAGGACCUUAGUUCAUGCUCUCUCUGAUGAUAAGGAAAACAAUCAGGAUGAAGCAAAACUAAAGAGAAGAAAAUCUCAGGGCCUGAUUUAUGUAUUCCGAAGAGCUGUGAUUGCAGUUUUGGCAGCCAACAGACUUAAGGUUUUAGCACAAUCUUCUAGUUCCCUCUUCACCUGGACAAAUGGCUUAAAAGAAGGCAUUGGAAUUCCUGUUUGUGUAGGAGAAUCCAAAGGCAAGCGUAAUCUGUUAAGUUGUGAAGAUGAAGAGCUUGACUGUGUGGAAGCACUCAGCUGGUUUGCUAGUUCCGACCUCCUUGCUGCAAUAAUCAGUUCUGUCACUGAAUUGCAGGAUGUUGUCAACAAACCAGGUACAAAGUCCUGGCUUUCUGGAAAGUUACUGUUAAAUGCAGCCAGGAAUUCAUUUUCAAAACUUAUGGACAAGCUGAGUGUUAUAAUGGAGACGGUUCCAUUACACCACUGCAAGUGCAUUACUUAUCUGGAGAAAGACUCCUUGGUACAGUGCCUGGCUCAUGGACUCAAUAAAAUAAAUAACCAGGCCCUGGAAGCUGGAUUGUGUGACAGAGUAUCCAGUAUGAAAAACAUAGAAUCCUUGCAGAAGCAAAUAUUUGAAUUUACACAAAGACUACAUACAGCAGAAGUGGAACGCCUCUCACUGCGCCUACAACUUGCAGAAUUCAAAUCAAAUUUCAGCGAGAUAAAAAAAGAAGCAGACAAAGCACAGAGGCUGCAAGAGCAAUUAAAUAUGCUUAAGCAAAAAUUAAUCACCCAUGAGAGGUUUGAAAGUGUAUGUGAAGAAUUAAAUAAUGCAUUACAUCGGGAGCAUCAGGCACAAUUGCUUUUGAAUGAACAAGCACAACAGCUACAGGAGUUAAAUAAUAAACUAGAACUGCAAUCCAGUGAAGAAGCAGAUAGAACCCAAGUCUUAAGUGAAUCUGUAAAGAGUCUCUCCGAGGCAACGAUGGAGCUGAGAAGAAGAGAUCGAUUUCUGCGUCAGCAAAAUAGACUUCUUACCCAGCUGGAGCAGGACAAGCGUCGACUGAGCGAGAGCAUCCGCGAUGCAGAGAGUGCCCUCUGCACGGCAGCCAAAGAUAGAGAAUUGAUCAUUAGUCAUAUGAAAGCUGUAGAAGACACUCUUCAUAAGAAUUCCAGAAGUCAACAAUGUGCGUACUAGAUCAUCUGCCUUUGGGUAUAUAGGGGUGUAACAUUCUGCAAACAAAAGCAGGACAAAUCAGAGCCAAGGGAAAUAAUCUCUGUGUGUGCUUCUAAUAUGCCCCUGGACCAGAGAUAAUUUACACCACUUUCUGCCCUGCACUAUGAGUGGAUGAAACAUCUAGUAUCAUACAUUUGACUUUGUCAAAAAGUGCCUGGGCAUGCUUGUGCCCAGAGUGAUUCUUUCAAGACCAUUGUGGAGCUAUCUUUUUAAUCUUCGUGAAUAUUUAUGAAGCAUAACCAUUGAAGAACUUGAGCACUGGAUAUGCUAAGAAAGAAAAUAUUUUUAGCAAUUAGUUUCCUGUCCUUCAUAAAUUACAAGAUGUUCUUUAGAAGGUUAUUUUUUGUCUUACCCUGAGUCUUGUCACAUAGCUAUCUUUAUCCUAUGCCUGGAGCUGAAUUAUUUCCACAAAAGUUCCUGAUAAUAUAAGAGAUCUUUCUUCAUCUUAUACCAUCUAAAUAUUAUGGACAAAUACCUAAAUGCAAAGUGAAUGUUUUAACAAAAAAAAUCAAAACAUAAUAUGCCAAGGACAAACAGAGACCUCAAGAGGAUUAUGGUUUGGUUCAGUUUUAUUCUCAAAUACUGAAGAUGACCAGAAGGUAAUAGCAAAAUGAUAACAGAAAUAAAUAAAAUUUUACUGAAAGAGUGAUGAAAGGAAAUUCCAUCUACUUGAAGUUCAAACAUAGAAAGUUUUCUUAAAAUGUCUUCUAAUAAAACGAAAAAUAAGAACGUGUCUUAUUAAGAACAUGUCUUAUUUUAAAACCCAUGGGCAGUCCUUUUUUUAUGUAUGAAAAAUAAGUUAUUUCUUGAAACACUUUCCUCUCAAAACGUUGAGGUUAUUUUUUGUUGUAAAAUAAAUCCUUGUUAUGCUUGCUGAUAAACUGUGUUCCAUUAUUAAUUUCCUCUUGAUUUCUUAAUAUUCUGGUUGUAUAAACAGGUAAGAGAUAUUAAAUCUCUUCAUUUCCAUUACUAGAUUCUUUAAUGUGUAGUUAAUCAUCUAUUAGUUAUGGUAAUAAUUCCACUGUUGUGGGUGCAAUCCUUGUAUGGGCCAGUGAUUUAAAAGUGGACUUCAUGAUCUUUGUGGGUCCCUUCCAGCUCAGAAUAUUCUGUGAUCCUGUAAUCCCAUCAGAGGAAGAAAUAAUUUUACACUAUCUCUGCUGAAAUCUUCAGCUUCCCCUUGUAUUGCUUUUCAGUUUGUAUUGCUUUUUUGGAUUAGCCUUGGCCAACAAGCCAGAUGCCCACCCAGAUGGUCUCUCAGUCCUCCUCUAGAGGGCAGGGAGACAAAACAGGAUUGAGAUCUAGAUAGAGACAUUGCAUAGUAGUUAUCAUCACAGGUAGAACAGCUGACCUGGGAAAACUAUUUUAAUUUAUUUUUUGAAGUAGAUUUGGAGAGGUAGAAACAAUUUCAAAAUUAGCAUUACCCUGCCUUUUAAUCUCAGCUUCACUUGUGACUGCUCUGCUCAUGUUGUGAGGCACAGGCGUUUGCAGUCAGUCCACACCCACUCCUCUCUGCAGCUCCAACCUCCUCAUGCUGUUUCCCUGCAUCACUGUGGGCUCUCCAUGUGGGCUGCCAUCUUUCAAGAAUAUCUGUUUCGGCAUGGGCUCUCCAUGGAUAUUAAUUCCUUCGGGAACUAUUCUGAAGGAUUUCCUCGACCUCCUCUGGAAGGGGAUCCUUCAUGGAAUAUGGUGUGGAUAUGCCCCAACACAGCCCUCUCUCUGUGCUAUGAGGAAAUACCUAAUCCAGUGCCUGAAGUGUUUCUGCUUCACUUCUUUUUGACUUAGAUAUUCAGUAUUUUUGUUCCCUCCUUCUCUUCCUGUGUGAUGGGUUUUUCUCAUUCUUAAAUUCAUUUUCACAGAGGGGCUGCCAGCAGAGCUGUGGGGCGUAGCUGUGACCUGUGGUGGGUCAGGAGCCAGAGGUGUCUAGAACCCACUUUGUCCUGCACGCAUCCGUCCUCACAGAGACUGCACCUGGUACACUGCUAUAGCUGCCUCCUUUUCAACCUGCCUAAAUCUCUGUUCUCUACAUAUAGCCUGUGCUAUACACCACCAUGAGAAGUCAUUCUAGUGAGCCAGUCUUCAAAGUGACAGAAAAUUUUUUGUUUUCCCUUGUACUCUUAACUAUCAAAAUCUUGGCAAGUUUAGUCUAUCGUAGUCUGUCCUGUCUGCUUAGGAUUUGGCUGUUUUAGCAGAUUAAUCAAAUACAACAUGCUCACUGUUUUUCCCAAUACCACAGUUAGCAACCUACGCAUUCUGACACUUGGGACACACCAGCACACCAGUGCUUUGAUCACUUUGGAAUCAAAGCACCUAUCCAGUGUGCUCCUUUCCUUCUGGCACUUGGAGAGAAGAAUUAUUCUUUGUCCACUUCUGUAGUGCAUUUCAUUUCUGCUGAUUGAAAGGUUCAUAUGCUAGCUAGCAGAACAACAUCCAUGCAGAUGUGUCAGCAGUCAUGCCUUGAAAUCCAUCCACUGUUGUGUUUCAUUGCCUCGCUGCGACCCCUGUUGUCUCCUUUGAAAUGCCCCUAAACUGCUUAUGAGAUUUGGGUCCCAUGACUCUAUCAUUGAAAAAAAUAUGAACACUGUAUCAUCCGUCCCAUAAUAUAUUUUUUUAAAAUACAAAGACAGAACUAUAUUUGUUUAUCUAAUUUAAUGUUUGGGUUUUUAUAAUACAGCACAUAUAAUACAGUUAUAUAAUACAGUUGGAGAUGGGGUGAGGCCAUUGAAUACUUGAGAAUUAGUAAGGUUGUAACAGUAGGUUGUUAUUUCUGAUGUGGUCCAUAGUAAUCAAAUGCAUUUCCUUGUGAUGACAGUUUUAUGGCCUGCAAGGAAUUAAUUUGCAAUAGGUUUAAGUCCAUAUACAAGUGACUACAUCGGAAAAAACACUCAAGUAUAAGUGGCAAUAAUUGUUAGUUGCAGCAGCGAGACCACAAAUUGAUCAGGUCCUGGAAGAAGAGAACACUUAUGAGACUUAAGUUAGCUGUCUCUGUCAGACUGCGGUAGAUAUGACCUGACACAUUCAGGUAUACUGAUCAGCCACGUUUCUCUCAGUAAACUGGGAUCUAUAGUACAUCAUAUUAUUUAGUUAUCUCAAUAAUGAUUUAAAAGCCCUCCUUUUAGAGAUCUCAACUUAAUUCUUUUUUGCCUAACCUACCGACACUCCCAAGAUGGUUUAUCUGUGUGUUAGACACAUGAAUAUUAAGUGUGAAGCCUGCUUUAUAUGUGUGCUCAAAGUCUGUCCGUCACUGUGGUCCUGUCGGAUCUCAAGAUCUCAGUUCUGAGAUGCUGAGCCUCCGAGACCAGCUU